AUGCAGCAAGCAGCGGUGAAGGAACAAUUGCCUUGGCUCAUUGCUGGGUUUGAAAGCGAUGAGUUCGGCGGGCGGGAAGCCGUGGAGUUGCAAUAUCCGCUUUGGCGGACAUGCUUUUACCCGGUACUGGUGCUCACCGAGGCGUGGAGCCGCAGCGCGGGCAUGCCCACGGCCUUUUACUAUGAUGCUUUUUGUGCGCUUGUGAUGGGCUUACUUCACAAAGACAUUGCAGUCGACGUCGCGGGUUACCCUUGCCGCAGUCGAUACUGGGCAAUGGGGAUCGCGCGGCCCGGCAGCGGAAAAAGCCCAGCAGUGGACCCGAUGGUUGAAUGCCUCCGCAGUGUCUUGGAAGAGAAUUCACACUUGGCGCCUGGAUGGGGCUGGGACAAAUUCCAUUUGCUCGGGCCAAGCACCCAUUGUGCGGCAGUAGACAAGCUAAAGGCGACUGAUGGUUACACCACCCUGGUAGCAGGAGAAGGGGGCCCACUGCUUUGUCCUGCUUUUGCGCAAAAUGGCACCUGGAACCAAACAACCCACAUCAACUUCGCAAGGUUCCUGGACAGCGCCACGGGCGGAGAGGUGCCUUGGGAAACUGCCUUGGACCGGAAAGCAAAGAAGGAGUCGGCGGAAGAGAGGGUGGUUCCGCCGAAGGGCACACCGUCGCAGAAAACCAAUGUGACUAUAGCCUUGUUGCAACAGCUGUCAGUGUGGCAGAACUGGUGGGUGCCGAGUGAGGCACGCAACAAGAUCGGCUUGCCCCAGCGUUGCAUGUUCUCCUUUGGCGCUCUUCGUGAUCCAGGCCCGCCUCGCCUCCAAGGCUUUGAGAGAAAGGUUGUCAUGCCCAUAUUGCGUCGCAUCUUUGCAGCAGUGCUGAAAUCAUUGGGUUGCAAGGCGCCGAUGGCAAUAGAUGCGCCCGGAAGAGAAUGGAAGCUGAGCCCUAGUUUAAAAGAGCAAUUCCAUGCGUACAGGCUGACUUGCAAUGAUGUAACAAAGAAGACUUUCUUUGGUGAGACACUUGCCGCUGGCUUGCACAAGGCCCCUUACUGGGUCAGCACCGUCGCCCUCUUUGGCACGCUGAUGUGGCCGCAUGCGUGCUCGAGAAGUGCGAGCUUACCAGUGUGGAGCGGGCAACUGAGUACAGACGCGUUGAAGAUGGCCACCUUGUGCUUCCAGGAGCGGUUCUUGUACGGGCUUGCUGUCUUGGAAGUGGAUAUGCGCCGGCAAGCGCGACUGGCUCGCGUUCCGCCGAAACGGCCAGUGGCAGAGGCCGUGGCAGCGAUGGCAGAGCUACUCAGAACUCUGGUUGGGUCGGGAUGGUAUCCUGAAUGGACGCGCCGCUGUGGCGCACACUUUCGGGAAUUGCCAGACCCCAUGUGGAAGGAUGCUGCGUAUCAGGAAGUCAUGGGGCUCUUGGUUGAAGGCGGGCUAGGCGAAGUCCGGGAACAACGCCACCGCGGCGAAGUGCAGGCUGCUUUCGUGAAGGGUUGUUGUGCAGCUUUGUCGAAAGAAGCGAAAGAGGCCUUGAAGGAGAUGGGGGCAGUCACAUGGCGCGAAGAGUCCGAUGACACGAGCGCCAACCGUGCGAAGGCGGGGGCGGGCUUUUCUUUGCAUUGGGAUAUAGGGGUCGCUGUCGCCACCGUCAGGCCAGAAGCCCACGGGUCAGACAGCGAGGAGAAUAAGCCUGAGCAGGAAUUGGUGGAUCCAGAGCCUGUCCAACCACUCUGGCGCGAUGUUGGCACUUGCGCAAGCUUGCGGAAAACCAUCGAACGUGUGCUCGGGCAAGCAAAAGAUUGUGGUGUGUACAAUUUCCAUGAGAAGCAGUUGAAAGCUGGCAAAACCUUGCUCGGUAUCUGCCGGCCGAGCGUAUGCAGAGGCUGCACAAAAAAGGUGAAAGGGACGCUGACUUUCAGCGACAAAGGGCCCAUGCUAUGCGUGCAGCACAAAGGCAUCCAUGGAGAGCUACAAGCGCCGCAAGGCGGUAGCUUGUGGACAUGUGCCGAGGCUCUAGCUUUAGAAGCUUUGGAAACAAAGCGGCCCCGGGUGACCUCCAAAGAUGUCCGCGCUGCACUGCAAGCCCAUGGGUUGAACUUGCGCUGCAGCACUGCGCAAUUGCACAGCUUCGUCGUCAGAUUCAAUGGCGCGGGCCGGCCGCAAUGCAACAAAGGCAAGCUGACAGUGGGACAGUUGGAGAAUGCAGCAGGGCCGUUCAUGAGCCCACACAUGGAUGCUUGGCAAAGCUGGAAAGUGUGGCGGCUUAUCGUCUUGCCGUCGUCAACCUUUGAUGAAGAGAGGGUGUGCGUGAUGUGGACGUGCCCAGGCAUGCUACGCCGCGCGCAGGCCUUGAAAGAGAAGGUCUUGAAGCUGGUUGUCGAUGCGAAGCAGCGCGUCGUUGUCAACGAAUAUGGCAUUGUGACUCUGGCAUUCUUGGUAAGCAGUGCCUCGCCAACCAAAACCUGGGCAGGGGCAAGCCACACCAAGUCCGUUGCAGUGCGCACCGCCACGCAAGAACCGUUCUUGCAAGCCCUGGUGAGUUCAGAAUCCGAGCGCAACAUGACCCAAAUUUUCACUGAGGCAUGCAAUGUGGCCGAGAAAGAGUGUGGCCUCGAUCUGAGGGCCCAGGUUUGGCAGGUCCACAAAGAUUAUGCGAAGGGCAUCGAAGCUUCCCGCCGUGCUGUGUUUCCUCACGCACGGCCAUGUGAUGACUAUGCUCACAUGCGUCGGGCAUCCUAUAAAGUCUUGCAGCAGCAUUUGCCAAGCAAGGCACGUGUGUCAGGGCCCCAGACGCAGAAGCCGAAGGCCAAGAAAGGGGAGACCAAGAAGGCGACGGCGGAAGAAGCUACAGGGGCAGAGGUGUCUGUGCCUGCAGAAACUGACAUGGUGCUAUCUGAGACCGAUGCUUUUGGCCGCCUGGAACAAAUCAUUCAAAUUAGCCGUCAACAAAGCAAAAAGCACACCCUCGACAAGGUUGAAAGCUUCUAUGUGCUUACUGGGCGCUGUCUUCCAUGUCAUUGCCUCCAUCUUCUGCGACAAUACUGGCAAGUUUCGAUGCCCUAUUUGCGCAAAGCCGCGAUGCAAGGCUUCUUGCAAAAGAGCAACUGUGAGGUGUGGCAAGGCUUUGAGCCUCUCCGCGCUGGUCUCCAUGGCUGCACGACCAACAUAAACUGCCAGCGUUGUUGGAGCCUUCCGAGCCGGAAAGUUGAUAAGGACAAGAAAUGA
Messenger RNA from Durusdinium trenchii, 3216 nucleotides. Lineage: Eukaryota; Dinophyceae; Suessiales; Symbiodiniaceae. The record is from the annotation of a GenBank genome assembly.